AUGCAACGCUUUAGCCACUUUCUGAUCCAGGACAGCGACUCGGACACCGCCGAGGAGGCUGCGCCGCGCGCGAGCCAGCCCACCAAUGCGGCGGAUGGCUCCUCGCACGGCUCCGCGGUACACGAAUGUGCCAGCAACGACACCCUGCACUCUUUGCCGCGUAAUACUGAGAAUGAGGCACCGACUGCAACGCAGGCAGCAGCCCCGCAGGCAGCCCCGCCGUUGGAGCACACUAUGGAAAGAGACGGGUUGCCGACGUUCCCACCACACGUGUUGCCGCCUACCUCACCUGACCCCCACAUGCUAGACGGGUCGGCAGCGUACCAGGACUCCUUGCUGUCGUCGUCGCAUCAAUAUGCCAGCGCCAGUGCAGCGGCAAGAGGGGCGCCUAGCUCUCAGCAAAGGGACGCUGCCGACGCCGAGGCGCACGAUUCGAUGCGGUCGGCUCAUGCCAGCAACGUCCCUCCGCACGCCGACGAGGUGGUAGCCCCACCGACGCAGAAGAAGGCGUCUGCUUGCUGUGGGAUUUUCUUCUGCUGCAAGCGGAGGAAGGCAUGCGCUUGCUGCAGGCUCUUCUCUAUCUGCAAGCGGAAGAGGACGUCGGCGACGGUGAGAGACAGCGAGGCGCAAUCGGCGCAGGCGUCCGCAGAGGAGACGAUCUCCAUCGAGGCACAGGAUUCCCCUGCACACCUCGUCGCGGCAAGGGCGACCGAGGGCUCCUCGGAGGGAGCGCUAAGCAUUCCCGUCGCGGAAGGCGCGGCCUCCCCCAAGCAUUCGUCAUCGCAGUCCAGCAAGACAAACUGUGCACAGUCGAAGGAGGAGGAGGAGGUCGAAGGAGAGGAGGCUUCGUUGCAGCGGUCCAGACACGAAUCCUCUGCACACGCCUUUGCUGAACACUCAGCUCCCAACGCUGCGGAGGACGGCGGUGCCUCGGAACACAGCACGUUGCCAGUACCCUCCGUUUUGCAAGGCCCAGAUGCGGUUCACAAAGAGCCAGACGAUCCGGCGACGGCGGCCGCAGGAUCGGGCGACGCUGAGAAGCCUGCAACCAAGGGGCGCCAUGUGAAGCGCGUCAAGGCGUUGGUGCGGCGCCGUCGGUCGAACCUGGCGAAAGGGAGCGGCGACAGCGCCGGGCCGGCUGGCUCGGACAAGGCAUCUGACAACAGCGAAGGCGAGCAGCGGUCUGCGCACAGCGCAGAGGCUAGGGUGGCAAAGGCGUCCGAAGCCCUGUCUGCUCCUCUCGACAGAGCGAAGAUGUCGUCGGCAGCGGCGACCUCUGCCUCGUCCUUCAAGGCCAAGCGGCCGUCACCGCACUCGCACGCAGCUGUUACCGCGCCGGACAGCCCCACACACACCGGCAGUGGGAGUUAUAAGGGCUCUGGUUCCUACUCGUACUCGUACGGGUACUCAAGCAGCUAUAGCGCUUCGAACAGCCUCGCCGCAUCGCGCACGGCAUCCUCGAGCAUUGGUUCGGCGCAGAAACCGGUCGCCUCGGAUGCCCCGCGGCGACGAUCCGCGCAGGCUUCCUCUGCGCGGUCUGGCGUGCGCAGUGCCCACGUCGCCUCCUCCGCCUCCAAGCGCAGCCACAAGCCCACUAGCAUACUCCUGCAAGAAGAGCUCCCCCUGUCCAUGCCAGCGUAUCGGCGGCGCGUUUUGCUCGACCUGCGCGCGCGGGAAAGGCGCGACGCUGAGGAGGCGGCGAGGGAGUGGCGCGACCUUACCUUUCGCCCUCAAAUACACAACCCGUACAACGACUGCCUCGACGCGUCACCGGCGGUGACGACGGACCGCAGCCACUCGCCUUUCAGCGAGUCUCACGGGUUUCCCAUGCAUUUCUCUCCGUCCGGCUUUUCAGAGCCUUCCCCGGGUUGCUACCGGAUUCGCCGCGUCUCCCCCCGCCUGUUGCAGUCGCGCCGCGCACCGCAGCAGCCCGCGCCACCGCCGUUCAAGCCUGUCAUCUCCGAGUACGCGAAGAACUCGGUAGUGCCGAAAUUCAAUGUCUUCACGCGCCUGUAUAAACCCCGCAGCUCCUCGCCGCCAGCGCCGGGUGACACCUACCCGCACAAGCCGGAGAUUUCAAAGCUGACGUGUGAGCUGUACACGCGCCGCCGCGCUGAGGGCGACGACGCAACACCGCCGCGCAGGUCGGUGUUCGACCGCCUCUACAACGUGCGCCGGUCCCCCAGCUCCAGCCCUACUAAGUCUCCCUCCCGCUCUGCCAUGCGCCAACCGCCGUUCAAGCCCCAAAUCACUGAGAGGGCACGCCGCCUGUCGGCGAUGCUUCCGAAGGAGCCAUUUGGCGACCGGCUUUACCGCCACAGUCGCUUGUCGAGGUGUGUGAACCAUUCCCCGCUCCUCGCGCGUGAACAGUUCCGAGGCGACUACGGCACCGAACAGGUGAUGACGAACGACAGAAGUAAGGACAGAUCUUCCUGGUCGUCAGAGUCGUCCAUUGAGGUGAGGGGUACGGCGACCGCGUCAGCGGAUCUCGAUCGCCGCUUCUCGCAAACCCAAGCCACGCUGGAGGAGAUGUAG
Molecule: messenger RNA, 2535 nt
Organism: Leishmania major strain Friedlin
Lineage: Eukaryota; Euglenozoa; Kinetoplastea; Trypanosomatida; Trypanosomatidae
Exons: 1
Coding region: 1-2535 (844 amino acids)
Source: RefSeq, a predicted model, not a curated record